Silurus meridionalis is the source of this 9055-nucleotide messenger RNA. RefSeq names its product chondroitin sulfate proteoglycan 4 (gene cspg4). NCBI's taxonomy places the organism in Eukaryota, Metazoa, Chordata, Actinopteri, Siluriformes, Siluridae. The record is from RefSeq and is a predicted model, not a curated record.
AUGGCCAUGUUCGUAAGAGAUGCUAUUCAGAUUCACUACAUGAAAUACUGUGAUUCACCUAUAAGCUGUACUUUGACCAAUUAUUACUUUUCAUACUUCGGGGAUAGCUACUGCCGGAUAGAUGUGGUGCAGGAUCUGUUAAGUUUCCAUCUGUCUCAGUUUAAGACAAGCAAACGCAGCGGGCUGCUCCUCCUAGCUGCUGGAAACAGUGACUACUUGUCUCUGGAGCUCAUCAAUGGCAGGUUACAGGCAAGAAUGGAUAUGGGAUCUGGGGAAGUGGUGCUGAGCUCCUCCCCUGGUGUGCAACUCAACAAUCUUUUAGAUCACCAUGUUUCUCUGACGCUACAAGAAAGCAAACUCAUAAUGAGCGUGGACGACAUAUUUACGACGUCCGUUGGCGUACAGGGAGAGGAGGAGUAUCUCAGUAUUGAUAUGGGUGUAUUCCUUGGCGGUGUAAAAGACUUGGAUGUUGAAUACAUCAGCACCGCUGUCCCCUUCUUCCGUGGCUGUAUGAGCAGCAUGAAAUUUGAGUCUCAUCAGUUUAAUAUUUUGUCGUCAGCUGCAACUGUCUGCCAUGACACUGUAGCCAUCUGUAGCGGUGAGUUCGAAGCAACAGAUGGAGAGGCCAUCAGCUUUACAAGUGCAGACUCAUUUGUAUCCUUCCCAACCUGGACCAGACCCAACACUGGCUCCCGCAAUAUGGAAAUACUGAUGAAAACCACCAUUGAAGAUGCUCUGCUUCUCUUUCACCCAGGUCAGGAGUCUGAUUUUAUUGCCUUGGGGAUGGCAGGAGGGUACCUGAAAGGUGUGGCACAACUGGGCAGUGGCAUAGUGAUUCUUAACAACUUAAAAGUAAAGCUGGAUGAUGACCAGUGGCACAGGAUUCGAAUGCAGGUUGAUCCCAACACUUUUGAGAUAACAGUGGAUAGUGAGUCUGUCUCAAAGCUUCUAUUGGGAUCAGAAAAACUGGACCUUGUGGGAAAUCUGUACUUAGGAGGCAUUCAAGGGAAAAUGAAGGACGUAUUCCGAGAUAGCUACCUGGCAUUUAUGGAAGAUGAGAUAACAUCUGAGUCAUUCAUUGGAUGCUUAGGCGACGUCAAGAUAAACCAGAAGGACAGAACCCUACAAGAUGCCCUUAUAACUAAAGAUAUCCAUACUAAAUGUGAAGAAGAGUAUGACUAUUCCACCUAUUAUGAUGAAACAGCUGCAACUACAGCCCCAACACAGAUAAUAACAGUUUGGUACAUGCCAGAUGAAAGACACUGUUUUCCAUCUGAGGGCAUGCCAGAGAUCUUUCAAAAUGUCUCUAAACUCUUAAGCAUCACCCCUUUGCUGGUUCCAGAGGGUGGAGAAGCAUUUAUUGAACUAAGCAACCUAAACCCAACCUUCAAUCUAAAUGCUGCAGGAAUCCGGCAAUCUCAAAUCAUUUUCACCCUUCAGAGCGAUCCUUCGUAUGGCCUUCUAGACAUGAACAUCAACACAAGGCGCACUAAGAAGUUCACUCUACUAGAUGUGGCGAAUAAGAAGAUUAAGUAUCUUCAUGACGGCAAUGAGAAGUACGGCGAUCAAAUCCAACUGGAAGUGGUGGCGCACGGUUCCAACCUCCCAGAGUGUUUGAAAAAUCCCCACCAAUACCGGCUCCCAGUGGAAAUUCUGCCUGUCAACGACAUACCCCAGCUUAGUGUUGAAGACAUUGCCAUCACAGCAAAUGGACGCACUCUCUUAAGCCCCAACCUUGUCAAGAUAGCGGAUUCUGAUAAGCGGUGUGACAAUUUGAUUGUUACGGUUACCUCAGGUCCAAGCCCUUAUGGUUACUUAGAGAAUUCAGAGCAACCUCAUAGGAGGCUAGGAAAUUUCACCUGCAGACAGCUCAAGGAUGGACUCAUUUACUAUGUCCACCAAGGAGGCUCAGAGGAUGAGCUCACUCUUAAAGUUUUAGAAGUUUCGGUCACCAUUAGACUCAUAGUAACUGAGCCACAGAUUAGUCUGGUAACAAACACCGGACUGCGCCUCGUUCAGGGUGCCAACUCUAGCAUAGGGAUACAGAACCUGGCUGUAUCUGUCACUCCCAAAAAUGACGAUAUCAUGUUCAAUGUUACGCAGCCUUUAAGAUUCGGAGAGCUACAAAUUAUUGGACACGAUGGUGUGCCGAAGAGAGUGUCACAGUUCUAUCAAACUGACCUGGAGCAGAAUAGACUCAUGUACACUACGAAGACGUUAGCCGAUAUGGAGGACAAAAAAACUGAGUAUAUUCAUUUUAAUGUGCAGCUUGGACAGUUUACACUUCCAGACAAUAUAUUCAUCAUUGAGAUCGUACCUGCUGAGCUAAUUAUGGCAAAAAUCAUCCCUCUUAAUAUUUUAUCAAGGGAGCCGAAAGUUAUCAAAAAAUUCGAGUUAGAAGCGAUCGUUAAAGGUAAGAAUAUCGACCCGGCUUUUAUCAGAUACAUCGUUCUGAGGCGUCCGACAAUGGGUGCAUUGAUGCUGCAUGAUAGAGAGCUGUCAGAUAGAGAUAGCUUCACCCAACAGGAUAUUGAAGCUGGAUAUAUCAGUUACAGACCCACAAUCCAAAGGGCUUUAAAUGCUGAUGACUAUUUUCAGUUCAAGAUUGUUGCAGAUGAUCAAUACUCUCAAUUAUACACUUACCCAAUCAGUGUAAAAGCUGACUCCAGUUUCCCGGUAUUAACCAAUGAGAGACUUCUGGUACUGAAAGGGAAUGAAAGUACCCUUAGUAAAGAACACAUUUGGGUGCAGACUCAAGAGUCCACAAACUUUGUGUACAGGAUCAUUGAAGACCCUAUGCAUGGACGUCUCAUUCGGGACUCCCCUCCCGGUGUGCCAAGGUUCGAGGGUGCAGUCCGAGUUUUUAGUAAUGAAGAUAUCCUCUUAAAAAGGCUCAUCUAUAAACACGAUGGCUCAGAGUUCAGCCAAGAUCAAUUUACCUUUCAGGUCCGUGACGUAAGUGCAGGUAGCACUAAUGAAAAUGGGAUCGAAGGAACAUUUCACAUAGCAAUUCAAUCCAGAAAUGAUUAUGUACCUCAACGGGUCAUUAAUAAACCCUUCCACGUAACAAGAAGUGGCCAGCGUCUACUGACCACUGAUGACAUUCUAUUCAGGGAUGAUGACUCCAGCUUUAAUAACACCCAACUGGUUUAUGUUCGAGAAGGCAUUCUCUCUGGUAGCAUAGUGUCGUCUGCAAACCCUUUACAACCCCUCUACCGUUUCACACAGGCAGACCUUAAAGAUGGGAAAAUUCUGUUUGUCCAUCAUGGUGCUGACCGGGAUCUGUUUCAGCUUCACGUGUCUGAUGGAUUGCAUAGAACCACAGCACUUCUAGAGGUGCAGGCCGGUGACCCAUAUCUAGACAUCGUCAAUAACACCAUGAUUAUCAUGGACUACGCCAGUACCAAGACUCUGGACACGAGCGUUCUGGGCACAGAGUCUAACAUGGACAUUAGGAGUGCUUCAGAAAUUAUAUAUGACGUAAACACCCCUCCAAGCGAUGGCAAGAUUAUAGUCAGUGGGAUUGAGGCGACUCGGUUCACUCAGGAAGACCUCAGGAAAGGUGUGGUGUCCUAUGAAAACAGUGAUCAGAGUCUCCGGUCCACGGAUUCAUUCACCUUCACCGUGCAUGCGAAAAACAUGACUGAGGAAGGCACUUUCAGAAUUAAGAUCGUCAAGCAAGGAUUUUUGUCUAAACCUCAAGUCACGUCUAAUAAAGUGAUCAUUGCAUAUGAGGCUGAGCAUACAGUCAUCGACCAGGAUCAUCUUAGGGUGGAGCAGGCCAACAUCUCGCCUACCGAGUUAGUGUUUACUAUUAAAGAACUUCCACGCUUUGGCCAUGUGGUCAGUGUGAUUAAUGAUACUGAGAGCACAGUGUCUCCUGUGAUGGACUAUAUUCAAUCUUUUACACAAGAGGACAUAAACAUGGGGACGAUCUUAUAUGUUUCAGCCUCAGAACACAGUCAAGACAUGUUCACUCUAGAUGUCAGUAACGGUUUCACCACAAUUGAGGACCUAGAGGUGCAGGUAGACAUCAUGCCCCGGUUUAUACCUGUCCAAGUGGCCAACCUCACUGUUAGGGAAGGAGACAAUGUGAUUCUUACGGAAGACAUUCUGAACAUCACACAUCCUUUCUACCGGUCCGUUCAUAUCGAAUUCAUUAUGGAGAAGGAGCCUCAACAUGGAGAGAUCAAAUAUCUGGACAGGGAGGAUGAUGCGCUUGUGACUUUCACCUGGGAUGAUGUGCAGCAGGGAAGCGUCUACUACUUCCACGACGGCACAGAGUCCACGGAGGACAAUUUCACUUUCUCAGCCACCGCUUACGAGUUAAAUCGCCGCAGCCACCCGAUCACCGUGGGCGUCACCGUGAUCCCGAUCAACGACGAGCCACCACGGCUGAGGCACAACACGGGCCUGGAGCUUCUUAUCAGCGAAGAAAUGGAAAUCACAAGCAAAUCUUUGAGCGCGGAAGAUCUGGACACCCCUCCAGACAAGCUGGUGUACAACAUCGAGGGAACCAAGAAUGGAAUCGUCGCUCUGAAAGAGUUGCCCGACCUCGUUAUUGAAAGAUUCACCCAGGCUCAGAUCAACAACGGCGAAGUCAUUUUCAUCCACAAAGGAUCGGAAUCUGGUGGAUUCAGUUUCACGGUGACAGAUGGAGACCACACAUCUCCCCUCCACCGCUUCGUCGUUGCUGUCCGGCAGCUGACGAUCUCCAUGGAAGUAAACGGCGAGCUACUGGUCUUUCCUGGAUCCAGACAAGCCAUCAACAGCGAUAUCCUGCGAGCAGUGACCAGUGAGGAUGGAGAUGAGAUCAGCUAUUCUAUCACGAAACCUCCACGUCUAGGGCGACUCAUUAAGCCCAACCAGAGUGGACAAUUUGAGGAAAUCAAGCAAUUUACACAAACCGAGCUGGAUGCUGGUGCAGUGUAUUAUGAACACCAAAUGCCAUCAGAGUCCUUCUGGGUGGUAAAAGACGCUGUAGAACUUGAGCUCUCAUCACCCCCAGCGGCAAAGCUCAAACACACUCUUCCUGUGACAGUGUCGUACUACGCCACCAAUCAAAAUGUGUCCUCGCAGCUGUGGAAGAACAAAGGUAUGUCAGUGGUACAGGGACAGUCCAAGGUGUUCGACAUCACCAUUCUUGAUGCGUCUAACCUGCUAGGCAGUGUCCCACAAGAGAAACGGGAAGGCCAGGACAUCGUUUUUGAGGUUCAGCAGUUCCCUAAACAUGGCCAACUCACUCUCGGAGGUGACGUUUUUCCCCGGGAUUCACCCUAUUUCCUGCAAGAUGACAUCAUUAAAGGAAAGCUGGAGUACCGCCAUGAUGACUCGGGAGCCCUGGCGGACAGAUUUUCUUUCCGUGUGCGGCUGAACCCCCGUGGUCACCCUCCUCAGGCUGUUCCAGGAGCCAUAGUGCUAGAGGAGGUUUUUUCUCUCUCAAUCAGACGAAGAGACUUCAGCCCCCCGGAGUUAGUCACUUUGGACCUGCUGCUGGAGGCUCUGCAAGGAUCUACCACUGUACUCUCCAAGCAGCACCUCAACACUAUAGACCAAGAUAGUACACCAGAUGAGGUCAGAUUCACCAUCGUGAAGGGUCCUACUAAUGGGCACAUUAUCUACAAGGAUACUGGGGAGAGGGUCUUGGAGUUCACCCAAGAGGAGGUGAAUUUGGGUCAGGUGGCAUUUGUGAGCGAUGGGAGCUUCUCUAACAGUUUUAUGGAAUUCACUGUCUCUGAUGGGAAACAUCAGUCAGAUCCGCACACAAUGAACAUCGGCAUCCUGGCCAAGAAACUUCUGCUUAAUAAGGUGCAGGAGAUCCAAUUCAAGCAGGGAGAUGAUGAGACUCCUAUCAUGGAGACAAUGUUGAAAGCAUCCACAGGAGGACCAAUAGAGGAAGAAGUCAUCUAUAAAAUUACAAAUGAGCCAAAGUAUGCAGUAGUGAUGGUGGACAGGCAAGCUACUUCUGCGUUUACUCAAAAACAGAUUAGAGAAGGGAGAGUGAGUGUCCGCUUCAUCAAGUCCACAUCUUCAAAUGACAGUUUUUCCUUUGUAGCCCGCAGCAGAGCAGCUAACGUUUCCUCCAGCCUUAACAUCACGGUAAAACCUUUAGUAAAAGUAGCCAAGGUUCCCUUACUUCCACGUGGCACUAGAGUUCUGGUGGACAGAAAGCUGUUAGAUGCCACCCCGCUUGCCAACAAGACCAAAACCUCACCAACCUUCAGUGUGACCAGGCAGCCAAAGGGAGCAAGGUUUGUAAAAAGAGGAGGGCCUUCAGAUGGCCAGCCUGUGGAUUCCUUCACCCAGAGAGAUCUAGAUGAGGGGCGAGUGGCUCUAGAAGUCCUAAACUCCACUGGGGAUCCAAAGGAAAAAGGUCAAGAUCAAGAUGAGGCUCGCUUCCUCCUUAAGGCACAUGGAGUUCCCCCAGCAGAGUGCGCUCUUUCCUUCCAGACAGUACCUUAUGACCCAGCAGGAAUUUAUGGUGCUACAGUACUUGAGGUGCCUCCUUCUGUGCCCAACUCUGACACGAGUAAAGGAGACCAGCCUGGAUUGGGGGUUGACGGGAAAUGGCAUGGAGCAGCUCCCACCACAUCCUCUCCGAGCUCCAAUAGAUCCCCUGUUUCAAGGCGGAACUCGAUAUGGGCCAUCCUUAUUCCCAUAUUAGUUAUCCUCCUACUACUAAUUGUGGCUGGAGUGUUAGCAUACUACUUGGUCCGUCGCAACAAAACAGGAAAGCACAACGUCCAGAAUGCUGCCACCAAGCCCAAAAAUGGAGAGGUGGCUCAGGAAACCUUUCGAAAAACCGACCCAGCAAAUAGCAUCCCCAUGUCCAAUAUGGAGUCUAAAGAUCCUGAAUUACUGCAGCACUGUCGGACAACAAACCCAGCCCUGAAAAAGAACCAGUACUGGGUAUGAGAGCGGGAAAUUGGGACUCCUUAAUUAGAUUGUUUAGAUCAUGCUGUAUUGACAUUUAGUGUGUAUUCACACAGAGGACGUUGAUUUUUCUAUCUUUUUUUUUUGACACUUUCUUGAGUCAUUCCUAACAGUAUUAUAAAGAAAAACUCAUGGUUGAAAAAAAAGAAAGCCCACCUUUUUUUUGGCAAAUAACUUCCAGUUCCAUCAGUCGUCAUCCAUGUGAACACGUCUCACCCGAAUCUGCCUCCGUUUUACACUGAUACAGGACCAAGUCUUACGAGGACUGGAUUGUGCACCUUUUCAUGGUCAACAGAUUCAAAUAAAAGUUCUCACAAAAAAAAGACCCACUUUAGAUUGGGCCCAAACAUGUUUACAUAUUGGUUUAUUCAUUCGUCGGGUAAAACAUCGUUAUUUGCGUUUGUAUAGUGUACAUUACAACAAAAAAUAUAUAUUUUAAUACAUUUCGUUUCUGUAGGAUUUUUUUUUUUCUGUUAGCAAGAAAACAUGCGGAAUGAAUUUAGACUUAAAAUGAAUUUGUAAUAUUUAAAUAGACUUUUUGGACAUGAACAUUGAUUGUGUUUGAAUUGUUAUGUAUUUUGAAAGUAAACCAUUUGCAUACACUAUAUUGCCAAAAGUAUUGGGUCACCUGGUCAGAAGUGCGUGAUUUUUGAGCAUCGCAUUCCACAUUUGGUCCCAAUGUGCUCUUCUAAUUCCCUCCACUCUUCUGAGAAGAUGUUCCACUAGAUUUUGGAGUGUGUUUACAGAUAUUUGUGUUCAUCAGCCACAAGGGUGUUAGUAAAAUCAGGAACUAUUGAGAUGUAGGCGAGGAGACCUGGGGUGCAGUCGGCGUUCACAUUCAUGCCCAAGAUGUUCACUGAAACUUAUGUAAAGUAGAUCUGCAUGUAGAGUCUCUUUGUACACAGGAACAUUGUCAUGCUGGAACAGGUUUCAAAUUCAAGGGUAAAGUUAAUGGUACUGCAUCAUAUCACAUGACAUAUAUAUAUAUAUAUAUAUAUAUAUAUACGAUCGUGUGCCUAGAACUUUCUGGUAACAGUUUGGGAAAGAAUCAAAUAUGGCAAUUCGUGUCCCAAUACUUUUGGAAAUAUAGUGUAUAUAUCUCUAUAUAUAUAAAUCUUUACUGUAAAAUUGACUCAUCAGAACAUGUUUCAGUGGGUAUAUAGGAUUUUUUUUUCUGUAGUACCGUAAAUUCCCUCAGUGCUUUGGUGAUGUUGUGGAAACACUUGAGAUUUGAUGCAUCAUAGUACGAUGUCUAAAUAAGUAAAUAUAAAAAGGUAUAUAUUAGUGCAAGCCAAAAAAAAAAAACCUGAAGUGCCUCAGCAUCUCUGUAGAGUUUAUGCUCAUUAUCCUGAACUAGUGGCUGUAAUGUAAUCGAGCUCAUUCGAAAAAAACAAGCUGUAUUUCUAUAUUUUAGUCGCGGAAAAAUACGGAAUGAUGAUUAAUCGGAUUUGUAUUGUAUUUGAUGGAGAAAGGUUUUUUACCUUUCCAGUCGUGUUAUUUAGCAGAGUCUUGAGGUAUUUUCAUCCAGCUGAUUUGACUGCAUGUAUCGUUUAUUCUUUGCUUAGAAAUUUCCACUUCCAUAUUUUCUAGUAUAUAAAGUACCACUUCUGUCUAGAGUUUAGAUAGAUACCUGCUAUAAAAAUAUGAAUAGAGGUCUGUUUUUUUGCCCGAUGGACUUGCUUUUUAAUAAACUUGUCCAGUACACAUUCCCAAACUGACCUAGGUCGAAUUGUUAGUUUAAUAUACAAUAUUUUAGAAAUGUUUUAUUAUAUAAAGAGCCGUCGUCACAUAUUAGGCCUUCCUCGUCAAAUAUUUUCCUUAUUCGAGCUGUAAAUUUUUAUUUGUCCACGCAGGACAAGUCGCAUUCCUACUUUUUUUAUAACUUACGCGUCAAUAUUAAGCAGUAUUUUAAAACGAUCAGUCUAUAUCUUUAAAUCUUUGCAUUAUUUCUUUCCUCUGAUAGAGUACGCUACUUUAUCUUUAAAAGAUCGUCCACAUCGUUUUUUCAGCAGAUGAUCCCUGGGAUAACUAUCAUCCAUUAAGAAGUAUUAUUAGAGGUCAUUUAAUUAGAGAAUGAAAUAUAACUCAGGUUUUAGGUUGAUAGAAUUUUUUUUUUUUUUUA